Cloeon dipterum is the source of this 1911-nucleotide messenger RNA. RefSeq names its product zinc finger protein 600-like. Lineage: Eukaryota; Metazoa; Arthropoda; Insecta; Ephemeroptera; Baetidae. The record is from RefSeq and is a predicted model, not a curated record. Bases 249 to 1835 code for a protein of 528 amino acids. The transcript is spliced from 3 exons.
GAGGAAAAUAGUAAAAAAAUGUGGAAAAACAGAAAUACCAAUCCCUAAUUUUCUUCUCCUUGUCGCACACACCACUGCGAACGGGGGCGGUGUCGUUUGUCGUUUGUAAACACACGACUUACGACUUCCUGUUCAGUUCCGCGUGAAAAAAUUAGAUUGUUUAUAACUGCUGACGUCGACUAAAUACAAUCAAGGAACUGGGCACUGGGCAUUGAAAUUCAACGCUUAAAACCUUUUUGGACCGAGACAUGGAGAUGGAGAGACAAUCAAGGAGCUUAAGGAGUCAAGUAGGAAAAACUCGGAUUCAAAAGCCGCUGUGCAGACUGUGCGAGUGUCCGACGUCGGACGGCCACGUCCUCGCGUCGCAGGUGGACAGGUUCAAGCUGAGGAAAUGGGCCAUGAAAAUCAUGAACCUGAUGGAAGAAGACGAAAACCUGCCGGACGUGGUCGAAGAAGACGCAUUGAUCUGCUACUUUUGCAUCUGGCAGGCGGAGUUUGGGGACGAGUCUGGAGACGAAGCUGUGGCUUGGUGGCCGAAAAACUUUGAUUUAGAAGAAAACGCACAGGUGCUGCGGGAGAAUUAUUCAGUUGGAGACGUUGAACAGUGUUGGGUGCAGUUGGAAGAGAUUGAUCUGGCCAAAUACGAUAAGGAAAUCCCUAAAAAGAGGAAAUACUGCAGUGGAGUUUGUUUUUACUGCGGCAAGACAUACAACCAGCUGGCGGAUCACGUCAAGAAGAAGCACAAAGAAGCCAUCAAAUGCGGAAUUCGGGGCUGCAUGACUUACUUUCACACCGAGGAGGAAAAAGAGCAGCAUAUGCAGCAGGAUUUUCACGAGAAACGUGACAAACCAUACGAAAGCAGCAAAAUUCGUUGCAAAUUUUGUGAAAAUUGGAAAUUGCUUUCCUCAAGCACUUCGUGGAGGCUGCACAUGAGACGCAUGCAUCCAGAAUUGUUAUCGUGCAAGCAUAAAGGCUGCCAAGAGUAUUUCAAAUCCAAGCCUGCAAUGAUUCACCAUAUAAACUCGUUUCACAAACAAGGCACAAAACAAGAUCUUUUCCACUGUAAUCAUUGCGAUUAUUUUACCAAAAAGAAAACCAGGUUGAGGUUACACCAAGAGUCGAAGCACAUGCUAAAGACGUUUAACUGCGACAGCUGCGACGCCAGUUUAGGCUCUAAAUGCCUGCUUAAUUUACACUUCAAAAAUUGUCAUACAUUCGACAAGUGCAAAUCUUGUUGCCAGGACGUUUCUCUCAGGUACAAGGCAGUCCACAGAAGGCCAUCCGUUUGUUCCAAAUGCAAACUCAGUUUUAAUUGCUUGGGUUUGUAUCAAUUGCACAAGAAGAGCUGCAAACAAACUCCCUAUAGUUGCGAAUGGUGCGGAGAAUCGUUCACCUUCAGUUGGAAGUUGUAUCGCCACGUGAAAAAAUUUCACCCCAAAACUCCGAAUUUACGCUGCGACCAUUGCGACUAUUCCACAUUUGUAAAGAGAAGCUUGGAAGGGCACAUCCAAUGCUUACAUAUUCCAAAAACGAUUAAGUGUGGAGAGUGCAAGUUACUGUUUGGCUCUGAAUAUUUUCUCAAGGAUCACAAAAACAAGCGUCACAAAUACGUUCGUUGCGCAGAAUGUACCCAGGAGAUGAGCCGUCAAAAGAUGUUUUACCAUCGGACCAUCAAGUCUUGCCGCCACUGCAAGUGCAAGUUAAAGUGCUCAGGACUUCUUGAAAAGCAUUUUUGUCCGCAGGGUAAUAAUUUCAUUUGUGACAAGUGUCAGAAAAUUUAUAGGAAAAAGAAUUAUUUGUACGGUCAUAUUGUCAAGAAGCACAUUGAUGUAUAAAUAAAAUUAAUAACGACAUCCUGAAAAAUUAUGCUGCGUAUUAAAUUUAAAAAGCCUACCAAAAAAUUGUCCCUUU